This is a messenger RNA of Ceraceosorus bombacis, 2429 nucleotides long. The record is from the annotation of a GenBank genome assembly. Lineage: Eukaryota; Fungi; Basidiomycota; Exobasidiomycetes; Ceraceosorales; Ceraceosoraceae.
AUGGCGUCUUCUUGGAGGGACAGUCUGCCUCUAGAGACGAUGGCCAAGGAGAGGCAGAAUCCUCCCUUUAACGUUCGAGCCAUGUCCAUCGCUCAGCACGGCACGGAAAAGGAGCUGCUGUUAAAGGAAAAGUUUAUGCUGGAAAUCUCUAGAGAUCCCAUCUUUUACAUGGGCGAUGUGCACGACUUGACCAAGGAUCAGUUGCGCGAGCGCACCAUGGCCAAGAUUGGAAGUCUGGUGCACUGCGUUCAAAACGAGAGCAUCGAGCAUGUGAGUGGGGCGUGCGUGUGCGUGUGUGGGUGCGGGUGCGGGUGCGGGUGCGGGUGUGCAUGCGCUUGCGCUUGAGCUUACUCUCCCCCGCCUCGUCGCAGUUCACCAAGCGCAUGGAAUUGAUCGGUUUGUGUGAGUAACGGUGCGCGCAUCUCCUCGUCUGGCUUCGCCCUGACAUCCGCCACACACGCGCACGCCCCCCCUCCUCCCGCAGUCGACCCCGGUUUCUGGACUCGUUUCGGCGUGCACUAUGGUCUUUUCCUCGGCGCUAUCCGAUCCGGCGCCACUGCAAACCAAUUCUCCUACUGGAUGGAAAAGGGCGUCGUCUCUUGCAAGGGCAUGUACGGCUGCUUCGGCAUGACCGAGCUCGCCCACGGUUCCAACGUCGCUGGUCUCGAGACAACUGGUGAGUGGUGGAGGUGACGGAGGUAUAUGGGCGCGCGCCGGUACUGACGCGCCCCCGUGCUCUCCCGCGCCGCCUGCCGCGCCCAGCCACGUUCGACGAACAGACGGACGAAUUCGUCGUUCAUACGCCCAACAUUGGUGCCACCAAGUGGUGGAUCGGAGGUGCUGCUCAGACCGCCACGCACUGCUCCGUCUUUGCGCAGAUGAUCAUUCGCGGCAAGAAACACGGUGUCAAGACAUUCAUCGUGCCUCUUCGUGAACCGCAGUCCUUUCAACUCUUGCCAGGCAUCAACAUUGGUGAUAUUGGCAAAAAGAUGGGCCGCGAUGGCAUCGACAAUGGCUACAUUCAAUUCACAAACGUGCGCAUUCCCCGCGCAUACAUGCUCAUGAAGCACACGCAAGUCACGCGAGAGGGACAAGUGUUCGAACCGCCCAUGCAGCAGCUCAGCUACGUCGCCCUGCUUCAAGGUCGCGUGUCGAUGGUGGUGGACACUGCCAACACUGCCAAAAAGGCCCUCACGAUUGCGGUGCGGUAUGCUGCCGUCAGGAGACAGUUCAAGAGCUCGGCAGAGCAGGAGCACGAGACGCCCAUUCUCGAUUACCUGCUCCACCAACGACGUCUCAUGCCCCUCGUCGCGCAGGCCACCGCUUUCGCCUUUACCGCGCUCAAUUUGACCAAGAUGUUCGAAGAGACGAGCGCAUCUUUGGAAGCCAUGGAGCCUGGACCUGAAAUGGAUCGCGCGCUGGAGCAGCUAAAGAGCACGCACAUUUCAUCCAGCGGUCUCAAGGCGCACUGCGUCUGGCAGACGCUCGAAGCGAUCAAGCAAGCGCGUCUUGCUUGUGGCGGACACGGCUACUCUUCCUACAAUGGUUUCGCAUCCAUGGAGGCAGACUUUGCUGUGCACGCGACGUGGGAAGGAGACAAUCACAUUCUCGCUCUGCAAUCCGGCAGGUCCCUCGUCCAGUCGUACCUCGAAGCGCUAGAAGGCAAGAAAUCGGGCGAUGCGACGGAUUACCUCAACGAUCUCGACAAUGUCCUCAAGCGCAAGUGCAAGGGAGGCGAUGCGCUGCUCGACUUGAAGCACAUUGAAGAGGGUUGGGGCACGGUGACUGCUCACGCCGUAAAAAAGGCCGGCGAGGAUUACCAGUCGCACAUCAAGGCUGGCAAGUCCAAGGAGCUGGCAUUCGAAGAGGCCAGCCAAUCGCGCUUCGUCGCUGCCAUGGUGCACGUCAGCGGCUUCAUUUUCCGUCAAUUCAAGCAGGCCGUCGAGCGCAUGGAGGACAAGGGCGAUGGCGUCAAGGAGCACUUGACCCGUCUGGCGGUGUUUUACGGCUUGUGGCGCAUGGAGGAGCAGGGAAGCUUCUUUUUGCGAUCCGGCUGGCUCAGCCCUGCCGAUUUCGAUGCUGUGCAAGCCAAGGUGACGGACUUUUGCGCGGAUACCAGAAAGUACGUCAUUCCACUGGUGGACAGCUGGUCCAUCAGCGACCACGUCCUCAACUCUCCCAUUGGCAGGUGGGAUGGCGACAUUUACAGGGCUUACUUUGGACGCGUCAGACAGCAGAAUCCUCAGCUCAAGGCUCAUCCCUACUUUGAAAAGCUCAUCAAACCCUUCUUGUUCAGACCCGACAUUGAGCUGGAGGAUUACGACGAGGCGAUUGGUAUUGACGAUGAGAUUACGGAAAUUCAAGAGGAGCGCGAAGAGGCUGCUGCCGAGGCCAAGGAGGCUGCCGAGGCUGCCAAGAAUGAAAAGUAG